AUGUCAUCAUCAAAUACAAUUAAAUCAACAGACAAGAAGCAGUGCUAUCCUACCAACUCUGUACAGUCGGAGACGAAUUCGUUUGAAAGAGGUGAUAUCGGAAACACAACGCUCGAUGAGGUCGACAAGGAAGCCAGUUUCGUGUUCAAGGACUUUGAGAACAACACUGGCUGGUCGUCAGCUGGUAUUGCCUUCAUUGUUGGUUUAAUCAACCCAGCCUGGUCGUUCUCUUGUCUCGACUGUGCCACCCACACGGCAGAAGAGAUCGUCGAGCCAGAACGUUGGAUUCCUGUUUCCAUCUUGUCGACAGUUGCUAUUAGAUUUGCCACACCGUUCUGUUAUGCGAUUUCCAUGUUCUUCUGCAUUAGAAACUUGGAUGCUAUUCUAAGUUCCACCACAAGAGUUCCAAUCUUGGAUAUCUUCUAUCAAGCGUUAGGUAACAAACAUGGUGCCCUGUGUCUUGCUUCUGACAACAUCAAGCACGAUCCUUUCUGGAUGGCUGUUGUACUUGUUGCCAUGAUUCUCUAUGCGCUCAUAUACACGUUUGCUGAGGAUCACCCAAAGAUUCGAACUGUUAUAGCUGUAUACUGUCAAUACUUGAUUCAGUUGCGUAACACUUCAACUGGUGUAGCCCUGUUGCUGAAUUUUCCAAAAAUGUACUAA
Williopsis jadinii is the source of this 663-nucleotide messenger RNA. RefSeq lists its product as uncharacterized. Gene Ontology annotation, cellular component: membrane. The transcript is spliced from 4 exons. NCBI's taxonomy places the organism in Eukaryota, Fungi, Ascomycota, Saccharomycetes, Phaffomycetales, Wickerhamomycetaceae. The record is from RefSeq and is a predicted model, not a curated record. Gene Ontology annotation, biological process: transmembrane transport. Bases 1 to 663 code for a protein of 220 amino acids. Gene Ontology annotation, molecular function: transmembrane transporter activity.